UUGCAUUCCGCGCCAUCAGUCAUUCUCUCCCCCAAAAAUCUAAAUAACAAAACCCUAAUUUUAUAACAACCUCCCGUUACCCUACUCUUUUCCUCUCCGUUCCAUCCAAUAAAAACGCCCCCCUUUUUAAUUCUCCCCCAAAAAUUCAUAAUUUCUCAUUAAUAUAAACUUUUUUGUACUUUUAGUUUCGCAAUUUUUUUUACAAAAACAAUCUGUUCAUUAUUUUUUCAUCAAAAAAUAAAAAGAAAGACUUUUGUGCCCUAAUAAACAAUUUUUUUUUGCAAUAUUGUAUUUGUUCUUCGUUUUUUACUGCUGUUAAAUUAUUCUUUUUUUUUUUUUUAACUGUAAAUGAUAAUGUUUUCUAGAUAUUAGCUGAUGAUUGCUUUUGUGUGCUAGGGUUUCAAUUUUUACGCCUCUACCGAUUAAUUUUUGGGACUUAUUAUAUUCUCUGUUGUUUUUCGCAGGAUUAGUGUUUAUCGAUUAUCACCGGUUCAGAUUGAAAAAUGGGAGAAAAGUCUGAUAGUAAAAAGGGGUCUUCCCCAUACGUUGUUCUUGAAAACCGGUCCCUUGAUCAGUGGAAAGUAACCGAGUUGAAAGAGGAACUCAAGAAACGAAAAUUGAUGACAAAGGGGUUGAAAGAAGAACUUGUUAAGAGGUUAGAUGCGGCUGUACGAGCUGAAAUCGAUGAUGCUAAGAAAAAUCUUGAGAACGAUUUAAAUAGCGAGGCUCAACCUGAGGUCCAAUCAGAUGAUGCUGCAGAGAAAACUGCAGAUGUCAUGGACCAGACUUUGGGGGUAAAUGAGGGAUUGGAUGAUAAAAACGAUGGUAAUAAAGAUGUUGAGAUGGAUAUGGUUCAUGAAAAUGACGGUUUGCAGUCAUUAGCUGAAAAAGUGGUUACGGAAGGUGAAGGUGGUGUUGUUACGACUCAAGUGGAAUCUUUUAGCGUAGUUCGAGAGAUUUCAGUAGAAACCACUGUUUUAGUAUCUGAAAAUUUGGGUGGUCAAGAAUCACAGAUGACUGAAAUCAAGAACACGGAUGUGGGUCUGAAUCAAGAGAAUGGGGAGCCAAAGCCUCAACAACAAUCUCCUGAAGAACUGCCUGAGCUUGGCUCAUCAGAUCUCAUUAGUGGCAACCAGGUAGAUGAGGUCAGCCAAGUACAAUCUGAUUCUAUUUCUAUUGAUACUAUCACAAAUAUUGAAAAGAAUGAAAUAAAAGAUAAUGUAAUUGAUGAUGAUGUCAAAUUAGAGAUAGAUGUUAAGCCUGAGACGAUCCUAGAUCGUAACAAUUCAGAAUCGGUCGAAGUUGAUGAGCAACAUGAGGACAAGCCUGCCGUGGAAGAGAAAGAUGCCAAUAUUGUUAACAGCACAGAUAUUCACAACGAGAAAGAUGAUGUAAUUGCUGAUGAUGUCGAGCUGGAUGCUAAGGUUGAGGAGCUGCAGCCAUUAACAGAAUCAACUGGAGUUGAUGAGCCAGUCAAGGAAAAUCUUAAUGCUGAAGAGAAAUAUGUCGACAAUACUGAAAAUGUUGAUAUUUGCAAGAAAAAUGACAGUGGAGAUGUGGGAUCUCCGGAAAAGCUGAAUUUGGAUGGUGAUGAUUCAAUGGAGGAAGAUAUUCUAGAGAGUAAGCAAAUUGAUUCAAAGUUCAGUUCUGAUGAAGUGGGAGACAAAAGUGAGAAAAUUGGAGUAAAAGAAGAUGGUUCUGUGCAUGGUAUGGUGGAGGAUGAAAAUGCUGAUAAGAGCUUUGCUGCAGGUGAAGAUAAAAUGGAGCCUAGUGUGCCUUCCACAAAAAGAAAGCCUUAUGAUCAUGAAGGUUCAGAAAACAGCGAAGUGGUGAAAAGGCAGCGCAGAUGGAAUUCUGAAAGUCUCAAGGUGCCUGAACAAGUAUUACCUAACCAUUCUGCCUCUGCUACACCUAAGGAUGCAUUUCAGACUCUUGCGAAACGCGCCUUUUCAAGAUCCGAGUCUAUAGUUAGUCAUGAUUCGCCCAAGGAACGCAUUGUUCCCCCUACAUCGAAUCCUCCAACUACAUCUCUUCGAAUUGAUCAUUUUCUGCGUCCUUUCACGUUAAAGGCCGUGCAAGAACUUCUUGGCCAAACGGGUACAGUUGUUAGUUUUUGGAUGGAUCAGAUCAAAACUCACUGCUAUGUUACAUAUGCAUCUGUGGAAGAAGCUAUAGAGACACGAAAUGCUGUAUGCAACCUACAAUGGCCUGCGUAUGGUGGACGUCUUCUGAUGGCUGACUUUGUGGAUCCACAAGAGGUUAAGAAUCGGGUUGACCCACCUCCACCUUCUUCGGAACCUCCUAUCACCACUAUACCUCCAGCCACCACCAAGCAGCCACCACAGCCCUCACCCAGACAGAAACAACAGCUCCCUCCCCCACCCACCCUUCCACCGCCGCCACCAUUGUCCAACGCACCACUAGCAAGAGCCCGUGCGCCUCCUACUCCCGAGAAAAUUGACCCUCCAAUUGUUACAUUGGAUGAUCUGUUUAAAAAGACGAGAGCCACUCCUCGUAUCUACUACUUACCGCUUUCUGAUGAACAAGUUGCAGCAAAGCUGAAUGCUCAGGGGAAACCUGUGAAGCAUUAGAUUAGUUCAAUGUAAGAUAAUGGUAGUAGUAUGAUAUAAUCAAGUGUUUGCAGGUCUGCAGGUGAUGCUUUUAGGAAGGAACUGUUCGAGCAAAGGUGGUCCAUGAGGAGCUAGUUCAGUAAUAUGAACAAGUUUUAUCCAGGCCAAAAUGAGUUUGGAUCUGGAUCUCCUUUUUCUGAGACUUUUUGUUUGAGCGGAGCCAAUUAACAUUUUCUCUAUUAAGUUUUUUUUUUUCUUUUUCCCUUUUUUUUGAGCAUUGUCUCACAAAGUCACAAUGUUUACAAUUCGAACUAGAGGUGGUUUCUUUUUAUAUGGACCAAUCUGUAUUACCUUGGACCAAUCAAGUUGGUUUAUUUGCA
Erigeron canadensis is the source of this 2950-nucleotide messenger RNA. RefSeq names its product apoptotic chromatin condensation inducer in the nucleus-like. Gene Ontology annotation, molecular function: nucleic acid binding. The record is from RefSeq and is a predicted model, not a curated record. Lineage: Eukaryota; Viridiplantae; Streptophyta; Magnoliopsida; Asterales; Asteraceae. Bases 504 to 2591 code for a protein of 695 amino acids. The transcript has 5 exons.